Paramecium sonneborni is the source of this 1258-nucleotide messenger RNA. Lineage: Eukaryota; Ciliophora; Oligohymenophorea; Peniculida; Parameciidae. The record is from the annotation of a GenBank genome assembly.
AUGGAAUUAAGUUCUGAUGAUUUAGAUCAAUUGUUUAAAGGAAUUUGUUUUAAAUUAGAAGGUAAAGAAGAUUAUUUAGUUGAAUUGAUUCCUAAAUUUUAAGAAAAAUACAAAACCUUCCAACUCUAAGAAUCCAAUAAAAAGUAUAUGUCCUAUAUUUAUAUUUAUAGGUUAUUAGGUAGAUUCUAACUUAGACUCUCAGAAUUGAUGGAAAAAUGUAAGAACCAAAAUUAAUUUGAUUAUCUUGCUGCCAUUCAAUAGAAAUUAGUAACAUUUAAUUUCAUUCAAAUUCUCAAUUAAAUUCAUAACUCAGGAAUUGAAAAUAAAGUUAAAUAAUUAGUUUCUUAAAUUAAAUAGCCUACAGAUUGGCAAAUAUAUAGUAAAAUCAACAAAUCUUUGUUUUAGUUUUACGAAGAUCCCUUUUGGAAAUUAUAUGGCAUUUUGUAAUUAAAUUAGUAUGAUUAUUAUGAUAUUAAAGAGAAAAUAUUGAUAAUAUGAUACUUUACUAUCAAUCAAAAUAAGAUAAUGUUGAAAGAUUAUUCAAGAUUAGUUUAGAAAGGAAUAAAUAAUUUCUUUACAUCUAAUAAUAAAAAUAUCCAUUAUUGACUACCAUUGAAAAUAAGGCAUAAUAAAUUAACUUUUCAUAAAUGAAUUUUACAUUGGAAACCCCAUAUUAAAAUAGAAAUAUUAGAAUGUUUGGUACUCUAACUUAAAAUCGGAAAUUCAAUAGAUUUAGUUCUACAACCCCAAAAAAAUAUUUGAAAUCUAAUAAUGCAAUAAAAGAUUUUAGUCUUGAUAAUGAUUUCGUAAUAAUUGAUUCUUUAAAUAAAAGGGCUAGAAUAUAUUCCUAAAAUAAAUCUAAUAGUAUAAUAUUUUCAAAUUAAACUGUUAGAGAAAAUACUGAUCAUUCAUUUUAAAAAAAUAAUAAAUUAAAUGGGUAAAAUUCUUCACAUUAAACUCCUUAAAAUAAAAAAAAAGUUAGUUCGAUUGAUUUAAAUUGUAAACUACUUAUCAAUUAUUAGAAUCCUUUAAUUAAUUUGUAAUAUCAAGUUAAUCAGUUUCUCCUAAAAGACAAUUUAAAAAACCCAAAAUCAAUUAAAAUCUAAAUUAAACUUUUUAUCAGUAAUUAUUUCCAUAGUAAAAAAAUACAAAUAGAGCAUUUCUAAUAAUGAGAAGCAUUUUAUUUAAUGAAUCAAAAGGAAUUCGUAAUCACACAUGCUCUAAAACAUUAUUUAAUUAGAAGUACCAUAAAAAUUGA